Molecule: messenger RNA, 1478 nt
Organism: Saccostrea cuccullata (small rock oyster)
Lineage: Eukaryota; Metazoa; Mollusca; Bivalvia; Ostreida; Ostreidae
Product: alpha-(1,3)-fucosyltransferase 11-like
Exons: 2
Coding region: 132-1478 (448 amino acids)
Cellular component (GO): membrane
Molecular function (GO): alpha-(1->3)-fucosyltransferase activity
Source: RefSeq, a predicted model, not a curated record
CUGAAAAAAUAUUGUUUGCGGGGAUAAAAAGGGAUUUCAAAUGAAACACGGAACAACAUAGAAUCAGAUUUGGUAUUUUAUGAAGUGUCUUAUUCAGAAUUUCCACUGAAUUUUAUAAUCUAGGUGAAAUAAUGCAAUGGAGACUGACAGUUCUGAAUGACUACCUCAUUAUUGUUAACGGUUUCAACCUUUUGGGGUAUUUUAUAGUUUUAGUUCAUUUCAUGCUAGCAGAUCCAACUACAUAUAAAUUUCCGGUCAUAAUUUGGUGGUGGAAAAACGUAUAUCCUCAUGAAGAUUUAACGUCUUUAAAAUAUAUAAGCUGUGGGGGUUAUCGUGGCUGCUUGUCAACUGCAGAUAGGUUUUAUCUGGAUGACUCAAGGACUAAAGGAAUAAUAUUCUACGGUACGAGGGUUAAUCCUCGUGAUCUCCCUAUACCUCGGAAAUCCUGGCAUACAUGGAACUUGAUUCACGAGGAAUCUCCUAUGAAUAAUUAUCUGUUAUCACAAGAGGAAUUCAUUGCACUCUUUAACUUUACUGCAACAUUUAGAAGGGAAUCAGAUUAUCCUUUAACAACCCAGAACAUUUAUUCUUUGAAGUAUUUAACAGAAAGAACACCAAUAUCUACCAGAGAGAAAAACAGGAAAAUACGAGAAAGUGGUUAUGCCCCUGUCUUAUAUGUUCAGUCACAUGCAGACGUUGCGUCUGACAGAGAUGCCUAUGUUGAGGAGUUGAUGAGAUAUAUAAAAAUUGAUUCAUUUGGAAAAUGUCUUCACAACAAAGAUCUCCCAAAAUCACUGAGAGACGCUAUGACUUCUUAUGAGGAUGAUCAAUUCAUGGAUUUCAUUUCAUUCUAUAAAUUUCACAUUGCUUUUGAAAAUUCUAUUUGUAGAGAUUACAUGACCGAGAAAUUAUUUCGAGCUCUUCAUGUGGGCUCUGUCCCUGUAUAUAUGGGAUCACCUGAUGUUCAAGAUUGGAUGCCUGAUAAUAAAAGCGUCAUUUUGGCAAGUGAUUUUGAUUCUCCGGAAGAAUUAGCAAAGUAUCUGGAGUAUUUGAAUAAAAACGACGAAGAGUACAACAAGUAUUUAGAAUAUAAAUCACCAGGGGGAAUUAAAAAUUCCGUUCUAAAAGAUCAUUUACAACACCGCAGUUGGAGCACACACCCAUCAGGAUCAACUGAAAGUGAUGAUCUGAAUAUGUUUGAGGGCUUUGAAUGUUUUGUGUGUAGAAAAUUACAUGAAGUGUUCGGAAAUGAAGACAAUUUUGCGAAGGUGGCUUUCUCACACAUAGCUAACAAUUCACAUAUGGGAUGUCCAGAACCAAGAAAAUAUUCACUGUCAACAUUGAAUUCCAGUAGUGGGUCAACUGACUUCCACUGGACUAAGGUGUAUAACCAAGAGAAAAUUACUGCCAUGGAAACUCGGAGAAUAGUGGAGUCUGGGGAGAAAUAUUCUAGUGCAUUAUAUAAAUUAAACAUUUGA